AUUCAGUAAAUUUGUCUUUUCUUUCUCUCCGAAAUCAGUAAGUCACACACACAUCAAAAUCCCAAAGCAACACAAUGGAUGCUGUUAUUAGUGCCACCAUUCAAGUCACAGUGGAGAAGUUGCUUGCAUCCGCCACUGCAGAGUUGAGCCUGGUGUGGGGUUUCAAGAAAGACUUAGGAAAGCUAAGUGAUUCGCUAAAAAUGAUCAAAAAAGUGUUGGAAGAUGCUGGGAAACGCCAAGUUACCGAGGAGGCUGUCAAACUCUGGCUCAAUAACCUUCAAGAUGUUGUUUAUGAUGCUGAUAAUGUCUUGGAUGUGAUCAACUAUGAAAAUUUGCAUCGAGAGAUCCGGAGCCAGAAGAUGUCAAAAGUGUGCUUAAACUUCUCUUUCUAUAGGCCUUUGGCAUUCCGAUGGAAAAUUGCUCAUAAAAUCAAGGAGAUAAAUGUCAACUUCGAGGGUAUAAACAAACGAGCUAAUGACCUUGGCCUUCGGAAAGUUGUUGACAUUUCUCUCUCUUUGCCUCUGGUUAUGGAAACUGAUAGCAUAGCUGAUGAUCCAAUUGUCGUGGGAAGAAAGGAUAAUGAAGCAGAAAUUUUGAAGCUGAUAACCGACACAAACGAUGCGGAUAUUUCAGUCCUUCCCAUAGUUGGAAUGGGAGGGCUAGGCAAGACAACCUUAGCUCGAUCGGUCUUCAAUCAUCAAAGCACAAAGAGUCUUUUGGACGAAAGGAUCUGGGUAUGUGUUUCUGAAAAUUUUGAUGCGAUAACGCUUUUUAAAAGGAUUCUGGAAUCCUUAAGAGAAAGUUCUCCUGGAGCCAGCAGGCAAGCUGUUGUGGAUAAGCUUCGAGAGAAAUUGGGAGGCAAAAAAUACUUACUUGUUCUUGAUGAUAUUUGGAAUGAAAACAGGCAAUUUUGGGAUGAUUUCAAAAAUACUAUGGCUGGAGUUAACCCCAAUAAGGGAAAUGUCAUCAUGGUGACUACACGUCAUCUAGAGGUAGCAUCAAUUGUGAAAGCUUACAGAGAUCCAUACAACUUGAAACAAUUAAAAGAUGAUGAGUGCUGGUCUAUAAUCAAAGCGAGGACCUUUCGAGAUGCAGAAGUACCAGGACAAUUUGAGCAAGUUGGGAAGGAGAUUGCUUGCAGAUGUGGAGGUCUACCAUUAGCAGCAAACAUGGUCGGUGGAACUUUGCAAGGAAAGCAAGUAGAUGAUUGGGAUUCAGUUCUAGCGAUCGGGAUUUCAAAUCUUGAUCAUGAAGCAAAUCACGACAGUAUGAUGCAAAUCUUAAAGAUAAGUUUUGAUCGUUUAUCUUCUCCAUUACUUAAAAAAUGUUUUGCCUAUUGUUCAAUAUUUGCCAAAGAUUCAAAAAUAGAGAGAGAAGAUUUAAUCCAACUCUGGAUGGCGGAAGGAUUUCUUCCGGAUAAUCAUGAUAAUAAUAUGGAGAAUUUGGGGAAUUCAUGUUUUAACAUUUUGUUGCGAAAUUCGUUUUUCCAAGAGGUUGAAAAGGAUGAUUAUGGAAAUAUCGAAUAUUGCAAGAUGCAUGAUCUUGUGCACGAUCUUGCAUGCUCAGUUUCAAAUUCAGAAAGCUUUGUUGUCGAGGAUAGCUCUACUGAUGACAUUCCCAAAGUUAGAUACCGUGCAAAGCAAUUGCUAGAAAGGGAAACACGAGCAUUCACAAAAGAGAAAGCAAGUUAUUUGCGCACAUUAUUCUCCAACAACAGCUUACCUGGCAAAAAAUUGCCAUGGUUCAAGCACCUGCACAUUCUAAAGUUAUGUGACCAAGACAUUGAAGAAUUGCCAAACUCUAUUAGAAAGUUGAUACAUUUGAGAUAUCUUGAUGCAUCCGGAAAUUAUAGAAUGAAAACUUUGCCAGAUUCGAUUUGCAAGCUCUACAAUUUGCAAACAUUAAGGAUUGAGGAAUGCUUCAACUUUCAACGGCUUCCAGAUAGGCUAUGUGACUUGAGAAAUUUGAGACAUCUCUACUUUUAUUCUUAUGAGAGAGAUUUCCAGAUGCCGCCUAAAAUCGGAAAAUUGCCUCGUCUUCAAACAUUGCAGUUUUUUAAUGUGGGUGACAAGGAAGGCUGCCGAAUCGAAGAGCUAGGAUUUUUGAAGAAUCUAACAGGCAAACUGGAGAUGCGUAAUCUUGAACUAGUGAAUGGUAUAGAAGAAGCUAAGAAGGCAGAUUUGGUUGGAAAGCCAAAGAUAUAUAAGUUAAGUUUUAUGUGGACAACAUACAAUGUCUCAGAAGACAGCAACAACGAUAAAAAUGUCCUCGAAGGGCUCCAACCUCACCCGAAUUUGAAGAGCAUAACAAUUGAAGGGUUCAGAGGUACGAACUUCCCAUCAUGGACUAUGAGAAUGGAAGUAUUCCUUGAUGGCAAUGGUUGGUUAAAACUUGAUAAAUUGAUCGAGGUCAAUUUCACAGAUUGCAAGAAUUGUGAAGAAAUUCCCAUGUUUGGCCACCUACCACUCCUCAAAUAUCUUUCCUUAACGGAUUUGACUAAUGUAAGAUCCAUAGGUGAUUCAUUCUAUGGUGGCCAAGAGACAAGAGUAAUGUUCCCAAAACUUGAAAAACUCACUCUAGGGAACAUGCCAAACCUAACAGAGUGGGCAGAAGCUGAGGUGAUGGAAACGGCACAAACACGAACAUGCAAAGAGCAGGUAUUUCCUUGCCUUGAAGUUUUGAAGAUUCAACGUUGCCACAAAUUGAAUACUUCUCCAAGUCAUUUCCCUUGCUUGAAAAAAUUGGAGAUUGAUGCUAUGGAUAGCGAUUUUCCAUUGACAAAGAUUUUGAGUAGCAACAACCUAACUUCUUUGGAAGAGCUCUCGAUCAAGAAUAUAUCAACGCUCACUUGUCUUCCCCACUUGAAAGGAAGCCAGAUAUAUCUCCGAAAGUUGUAUAUUGGAAAUUGUGACAAAUUGAGAGAAUUACCUGAUGAUCUGCACAGCUUCCGGUCUCUUGAGUCUUUGAGAAUAGAAAAAUGUCCAAGUCUACAAUCAAUUUCAUGUCAAAUUGGAAAAAAAGGUCCCCCUUCUCUUCGACGGUUUGAAAUUAGUAAUUGCUCUGAUUUGAGUAGCCUGCCAAGUGAAAUGAUUCAGUCCAUCAGGUGUCUGGAGUGUCUAGUCGUGACUGCUUGCGACAAACUCGUUUCUUUUUCUAUAGACUUGGGGAUAAUGCCUUGUAUCUCAGUAUUAUCUAUAAGAGAUUGUAGUGAAUUGAGGAGUUUGCCCAAGGGAAUCGACUAUCAUAGCAACUUAAAAUCUCUCUCCAUUGGUAGAUUCUCAAAAUCAAUUGAUUUCAAUUCAUUCCAAGCUGCUCUCGAUGGCAUCCAACAAUCCAAAUCUCUUUGGAAUUUGUAUUUAUAUGGUUGGGAACAUUGGGACUCAUUGCCGUACCACCUUCAACAUCUCACUUCGCUCGAAUGGUUGAUUUUAAAUGGUUUUGGAAUUGAAGCAUUGCCAGAGUGGUUUGGGGGUCUAUCAUCUCUUAGAUUUUUAGAACUGAUUGACUUAAAAAAGCUUAGGCAUAUGCCCUCUAAAGAAGCCAUGCAACGUCUCACCAUGCUAGAAAGUUUAGAAGUUUCAAACUGUCCAUUGUUGGAGGAGAGGUGCAGGGAAGAGAGAGGCCCUGAUUCUGAGUGGUCAAAGAUUUCACAUAUUCCUCACAUACUUGGAAUGGACUGA
This is a messenger RNA of Olea europaea var. sylvestris, 3680 nucleotides long. Its product is annotated as putative disease resistance protein RGA3. Gene Ontology annotation, molecular function: ADP binding. Gene Ontology annotation, biological process: defense response to other organism. The transcript is spliced from 2 exons. Bases 75 to 3680 code for a protein of 1201 amino acids. NCBI's taxonomy places the organism in Eukaryota, Viridiplantae, Streptophyta, Magnoliopsida, Lamiales, Oleaceae. The record is from RefSeq and is a predicted model, not a curated record.